AAUGGUACAACUGUGUGCUCCUGUAAUCCACUGCACAAAAACCAUGAUCAUGAAGUAACAUAACUGAACUCUUGUUGAUGGAAGUAGCAGGGCAUCAUGACAUUGUUACCCCUGCCAGCAAUAGAAACUAUCAGUCUGCACAGUAAAGGAGAUGAUAUGAUGGGCUGAGCGGAUUUUUAGCAGGUAGCACAAUCUUUGUCUUGUGGCUCUGGUCCUCAACAUAGCUCCACCCUUGACGCCACCAAUCUUUCACAACUGCCCUUAAGGGAGUGCUAAUCCUUUAAAAGUCUACUGGUCUUGCAACCUGGACAAUCUUUUACUUUUGACUCACUUUGUGCAUCCCUUAAAGGAUUUUAUUUUUACACAGAGGUUUCGUUGGCAAUGGCUUUGCUGACAGAGCUUCUGCUGCAGCCUGUCAGUGCAGGCACGCUGCUUGGUGUUGUAUUAAUGUUGCUGCUGGUCGUUUAUCUCCUUUCGUCUGACUCUCAACAAGCAUGGGAGGAACCUCCAGGUCCCAAGCCACUGCCUAUCCUGGGGAACAUACUAGCGCUUGACCUCAACAGACCCUACCUCAGUCUCCUUUCAAUGUCCAAAGAAUACGGAUCCGUAUUCACUGUGUAUUUUGGUGCAAAGAAAGUGGUUGUUUUGGCAGGAUAUCAAACUGUCAAGCAAGCCUUAGUGAAUCGUGCAGAGGAAUUUGGAGACAGAGACAUCAAUCCCAUAUUCUAUGAUUUCAACAAAGGAUAUGGAAUUCUGUUUUCCAAUGGGGAGAACUGGAAAGAAAUGAGGCGUUUUUGUCUCGCCAUGCUUCGAGAGUUUGGGAUGGCCAAAAGAGGAAGUGAAGAGAAAAUCAUCGAAGAGACAUGUUACUUGAGAGAAAUGUUUGAGCAGUUUAAAGGAAAACCAUUUGACACCACACAGCCAGUGAAUUAUGCUGUUUCAAAUAUCAUCUCAGCCAUUGUGUAUGGAAGCAGGUUUGAAUACAAUGAUCCUCUGUUCAAAGACAUGGUUCACCGGGCCAAUGAGAUUAUCAAGCUUACUGGCUCAGCUUCUAUACAGCUCUACAACAUGUUUCCCUGGCUUCGUUGCUUCCUGAAGAACUGGAAACUCAUCAUGAUAAACUAUAAGCAAGAUCUUAAGGAAGUGAACAAACUUGUGGAUGGUUUGCAGAAGACAUUGAACCCUCGGGAUUGCAGAGGCCUGGUCGAUUGUUUUCUUGUACGCAAACAGAAUGCAGAGAAAUUUGGAGAAAAGAAUACUCCGUACCAUGAAACGAAUCUCCUUUACACAAUUUCCAAUCUGUUUGCUGCUGGUACUGACACAACUGCCACAACUCUGCGCUGGGGUCUUUUGCUAAUGGCCAAGUACCCUCAUGUACAGGACCGGGUCCAGGAAGAGAUUGACCAGGUGGUUGGAGAUCGUCAGCCAGUUGUGGAGGACAGGAAGAACUUGCCUUACACUGAUGCAGUGAUCCAUGAAAUCCAGAGAGUGGCCAACAUAGUGCCCAUGAGUCUCCCUCACACCACUGCUUGUGACGUUCACUUUCAGGGCUUCUUUAUCAAAAAGGGUACAUGUGUGCUCCCACUAUUGACAUCCGUGUUGAGGGAUGAGAAGGAAUGGGAGACCCCCAACACCUUUAAUCCAGCACACUUCCUGGAUGAGCAGGGACGAUUUGUCAAGAGAGAAGCCUCCAUGCCAUUUUCUGCAGGGCGCAGGGUGUGUCUGGGAGAGAGUCUGGCCAAGAUGGAGCUCUUCCUCUUCUUUACCUCCCUCUUGCAACACUUCCGCUUCACUCCUCCACCAGGCGUGUCUGAGGAUCAGCUGGACCUCACACCAGCUGUGGGCUUUACACUGAAUCCCUCCCCGCAUGAGCUGUGUGCAAUUAACCGUGCUUAAAGCAUGGGUGGUGAACUAUGGCUCUGGAGGGCUGGUGCCCAGCACAGUUUGGUGAUUUUCCUGCUCUUAACACACCUACUAAACCUGGCAGUUAGCUGCUGAGUUCAGUCAGGUGUGCUUGAGUAGGACAACCCCUGGCUUAAAGGGGAGUUCUGUAGAAUUUAAACCAAGUCAUCCCUAGUGAUUUGAUGUGAAAUGAUUGAUAGAGAGACUACUCUGAUUCCUUUACAGGGAUGGGGAUAGGAACCA
This is a messenger RNA of Pygocentrus nattereri (red-bellied piranha), 2145 nucleotides long. Its product is annotated as cytochrome P450 2K1-like. Bases 382 to 1896 code for a protein of 504 amino acids. The transcript has 9 exons. Lineage: Eukaryota; Metazoa; Chordata; Actinopteri; Characiformes; Serrasalmidae. Gene Ontology annotation, cellular component: intracellular membrane-bounded organelle; cytoplasm. Gene Ontology annotation, biological process: xenobiotic metabolic process. The record is from RefSeq and is a predicted model, not a curated record. Gene Ontology annotation, molecular function: heme binding; iron ion binding; oxidoreductase activity, acting on paired donors, with incorporation or reduction of molecular oxygen, reduced flavin or flavoprotein as one donor, and incorporation of one atom of oxygen.